ACCGCUUUAUUAAUUCUUCUUCCGGAUUUUUUUUCUAUAGCCGGUUCGCAUAGUUUCUAAAUAAACGGUGAAGGAGGACCUCCGACGUAAACUUCGUUGUAGUCUAGAUUUGUCUCGUCGCUGCGAUGCUCAAGUUUGUAACACUCUAUGUCUGGCUACAUUUUUUCAAUGGCGUUGCAAGUCGUACGGCUCCUUACACUAAAAACGACAUGAAGACCCUUGAUGUGAAUCUGGCUCGGGGACACAUUACCUUGAACGACAUGUUCAGAGAGGUGGAAAAACUGAUGGAGGAUACGCAGCAUAAACUGGAGGAAGCCGUGCAGCAGAUGAACAAUGAAAGUGCUAAAUCUCUAUCUUAUGCACACGACCUGCUUCCAAAUUAUCAUAAUUUGACAAGUUCCGAGGACGUGCUGGAAGGUCAAGCCGUUCACAUAGUUGAACAGAUCAUUAAGGAAACGGACAAUACGACAGGAGAGAUUCAUCUGAUCCAAAGCAGUGACAGGUGGAAUGAAGUUGACCAUGAGUGCUUGAUCGAUGAAGACUGUGCAGACGGCAGCUACUGCCUGUACCAGAUACGGACCUCCAAAUGCAUCCCCUGCAAGGCCACCGAUGCUACCUGCGAAAAGGACGAGGAGUGCUGUGCAGGCCAACUGUGUGUGUGGGGAAGUUGCUCGGGGGAAGGCAAAAGAGGACAGUCAGGCAGCAUCUGCCAGUACCAGAGCGACUGCAGCCCAGAGCACUGCUGUGCCUUUCAGAAGGAGCUGCUCUUUCCAGUGUGCACCCCACGACCCCAGGAGCACCAGACUUGCUACAGCCACCCCAACCUCCUGAUGGACAUGCUGCUGUGGGACGUGGAAGGCCCAAGGGAACACUGCCCCUGUGCUGGGGGCCUUGAGUGUCAGCCCCUCAGACGUGGAUCCCUCUGCCUGGACGCCAGAGGCUCAUCUGGUGAGGAUGAUAGCCCACAUCCAGACUUUAUGUAAAACAUGAGUGGUUUCCUCAACUUAAGUCUGAAUUGACUUUUCUGGCUCUAAAUGUGUCUUGACUCUACACUAAGAUUCCUCAGAGCACAAAGCAGUUGGAGGACAACAGCACAUUUACUACCAAUAUGAGCAUGGAGGUCUUCCAUUUUUGUACCAAGUAUUUCUGUUGUGAUAAACAUGUUGGCAAUAACCCUUGUUUCUCUGUUGAAAAACAACUGUACUUAUUAUAAUAAAAUUCAAUGACUCUUGUAUUCAUGUGAGGCAUUGUAAAGUAUCAUUAAAGUACAAGUAAAGUUUGUAUAUCAAACACAUCAUAUUUAAAUCAAGCAUAUCUUUUUUUUUUUUUUUGCAAAGAUGGCUAAAUUAAAAACUUCUAAAAGGU
Clupea harengus (Atlantic herring) is the source of this 1365-nucleotide messenger RNA. RefSeq names its product dickkopf WNT signaling pathway inhibitor 3b (gene dkk3b). Gene Ontology annotation, molecular function: receptor antagonist activity; co-receptor binding. Gene Ontology annotation, biological process: multicellular organism development; negative regulation of canonical Wnt signaling pathway. The record is from RefSeq and is a predicted model, not a curated record. Gene Ontology annotation, cellular component: extracellular region. Lineage: Eukaryota; Metazoa; Chordata; Actinopteri; Clupeiformes; Clupeidae.